AUGGAGCCGGGAGCUCGCCCGCUGCUCGCCCUCUGCCUCGCCGGCUGCCUCCUGGCCCCAGGCUGCCGGGGCUCGCAGGGCAGGUUCGCUUACAAGCUGCUCCACGACCUCUUUGCCAACUACUCCAGCGCCCUGCGCCCCGUGGAGGACACGGACUGGGCGCUCAACGUCACCCUCCAGGUCACCCUCUCCCAGAUCAUCGACAUGGACGAGAGGAAUCAGGUCCUCACCUCCUACCUGUGGGUCCGCCAGGCCUGGCUGGAUGCCCACCUCACCUGGGACAAGGACGCCUACGACGGCAUCGACAGCAUCCGCGUCCCCAGCAGCUACGUCUGGCGGCCGGACAUCAUCCUCUACAACAAGUGGGUUGUGCUCAGCCCCCCGCCACGCUGCUCCCGGAGCCCGGGGGGGCUCAGGCUGGGGCUGAGGGGGCUGCAUGGGGUACUGCCAACCUCGUGGCUGCACGAGCAGGGCGGUCCUGGCGUGGGUGAUGCAGGGAGAGGGUCACCCCAACUGAGUGACAAGGGGGGUGCAGGGGGGGCUGGCAGCAGCCAGGUGUGCCUGGCAUUGACCUGCCAGUGGGGACGUGCCACCGCAGGGGCAGCCGAGGGCACAGAGCCCCCUUUUUGGGGCAGCAGGCCCCACAGCUGUCCCUCCUCCAGCGCCGACGACCGCUUCGGCGGCUCGAUGGAGACCAACGUGGUGCUGCGCUCCGACGGGCACAUCAUGUGGGACUCGCCCGCCAUCACCAAGAGCUCCUGCAAGGUGGACGUCUCCUACUUCCCCUUCGACGGGCAGCGGUGCCGCCUCACCUUUGGCUCCUGGACCUACAACGGGAACCAGAUCGACCUCCGCAACCAGCUGGACACCGGGGACCUGACGGACUUCGUGGAGAACGUGGAGUGGGAGGUGCUGGGCAUGCCGGCCACGAGGAAUGUCGUAACCUAUGGCUGCUGCUCCGAGCCCUACCCUGAUGUCACCUACACCUUGCUCUUGCGCCGCCGCGCCUCCUUCUACAUCUUCAACCUGCUCCUGCCCUGCAUCAUGGUCUCCUUCCUGGCGCCCCUCGGCUUCUACCUGCCAGCCGACUCAGGGGAGAAGGUCUCGCUGGGGGUGACGGUGUUACUCGCCCUCACCGUCUUCCAGCUGCUGGUGGCGGAGAGCAUGCCGCCCUCGGAGAGUGUCCCGCUCAUCGGGAAGUACUACAUUGCCACCAUGACCAUGAUCACGGCCUCCACUGCGCUGACCAUCUUCAUCAUGAACGUCCACCACUGCGGCCCGGGGGCCCGGCCGGUGCCCCCCUGGGCCAGGCGGCUCAUCCUCCACCACAUGGCCCGGCUCUGCUGCGUCUACGAGGUGGGCGAGAGCUGCAAGAGCCCCCAGCGGGCGCCGGGCAGGCGGGUGGGCAGUGGGGAUGCUGGUGUGGUCGGGGAGAGCCUUGGGGAAGGGGAGGCGGGUGGCGAGGCGGGGGGCUGCCCACGGGACCGCUGCCUGUGCCACCACAACGGCCUGCUGAGGAACGUUGGCUACAUCGCCGGCUGCUUCCGCCGCCACCGAGCCGCCCAGCGCUGGACCGGAGAGUGGAAGAAGGUGGCCAAGGUGAUGGACCGCUUCUUUAUGUGGGUCUUCUUCCUCAUGGUUUUCCUCAUGAGCAUGCUGGUCCUGGGCAAAGCUGCCUAA
This is a messenger RNA of Phalacrocorax carbo (great cormorant), 1680 nucleotides long. The record is from RefSeq and is a predicted model, not a curated record. Lineage: Eukaryota; Metazoa; Chordata; Aves; Suliformes; Phalacrocoracidae.